AAAAGUGAUUAAAUUCAUUCAUCGACGAGAAACCCCACGAUCACGACGGACCGCCCCUCUGAGCCGCGACGACACCCCCAGACCGAACGAGAACGCAUCACCGAUAUUGAACCAGAAUCUCGGAUACGGCUGAUUCAUCAUGGCUACCGCAGCAGCGAACAAGCCCAAGCACGACUGGGCCGACGACGACGACAUCGAGGAGACCACCACCACCACAACUGAGCUCCCUCCCCCCCAGACCAUCUCCAACAAGGACGGAACCAAGACGAUCAUCACCUACCAAUACAACGAUGAAGGCCAGAAGGUCAAGACCACUCGCCGCGUCCGAUACAUCACCCACACCGAGACCGUGAACCCCCGAGUCGCCGACCGAAAAUCGUGGUCCAAGUUCGGCCUCAGCGCCAAGGACCCUGCCGGCCCUGCCCCCGAUACCACCUCUGUGGCCGAGAACAUCAUCUUCCGACCCAGCGUCAACUGGCGCAAGGAUGCCAAGGAGGACGGUGGCGACGCAGCCUCGAAGGCCAUGAAGGACAAGUUGAAGGACAAGCAAGUCAAGUGCCGUAUCUGUAAUGGAGAGCAUUUCACUGCCAGAUGUCCCUACAAGGACACCAUGGCCCCCGUCGGGGAGAGCGGUGCCGCCGACGUUGCUGCUGGAGUUGGCGACGACUUCUCAUCUGGUGGUGCUGCUGCUGGCAAGAAGGGUUCCUAUGUUCCCCCUGCCCUGCGUGGCGGGCCUGGAGGAGCUGGUGGCGAGCGCAUGGGUGGAUCCAAGUUUGGCGAGCGCGACGACUUUGCUACGUUGCGUGUCACAAACGUUUCCGAGAUGGCCGAGGAGGGAGAGCUGCGGGAUAUGUUCGAGCGCUUCGGUCGCGUCACUAGGGUAUUCCUUGCCAAGGACCGGGAAACUGGCAUGGCCAAGGGCUUCGCCUUUAUCAGCUUUGCUGACCGUGGCGACGCUGUUAAGGCUGCCGCCAAGAUGGACGGAUUCGGUUUCAAGCAUCUCAUUCUCCGGGUGGAGUUUGCCAAAAAGGCCGCGUAGGCUAUUUCGUUCUUGUCACGGGUUAGUUAGGGGCACGGUAAUGCAUUGGUCGAGGAUUUGCACCUCAUGAUUCAACGGCUAUCUGGAUAUUGUUCCUGGGUUGGCGAAAGAGUGGUGAUACUGUGCAUGAUCUAUGAAGGUCACCCAAAAUGAAUAAACGGCUAGAAAUAAUGCCAACUUGAUGUAUACUUUUCACCUUGAAUGGACGCGAGAAACGACCAGGGUAUUCCAAUGUUGACGGUUCGAACCUGAGAUGCUCACUCAAAGUUUCUU
Molecule: messenger RNA, 1312 nt
Organism: Ilyonectria robusta
Lineage: Eukaryota; Fungi; Ascomycota; Sordariomycetes; Hypocreales; Nectriaceae
Product: eukaryotic translation initiation factor 3 subunit G-domain-containing protein
Exons: 3
Coding region: 140-1039 (299 amino acids)
Cellular component (GO): eukaryotic translation initiation factor 3 complex; cytoplasm
Molecular function (GO): RNA binding; translation initiation factor activity
Source: RefSeq, a predicted model, not a curated record